Molecule: messenger RNA, 927 nt
Organism: Guillardia theta CCMP2712
Lineage: Eukaryota; Cryptophyceae; Pyrenomonadales; Geminigeraceae
Exons: 7
Biological process (GO): ribosomal large subunit biogenesis
Cellular component (GO): nucleolus
Molecular function (GO): GTP binding; GTPase activity; RNA binding
Source: RefSeq, a predicted model, not a curated record
CAGAAGAAGCUGCUGGGGCUCGGGGGGCUCAAGAAGCUGCCGCGCGUGUUUCCCGCGGACGAGCUGGUGAACCGGGCGGUGAACCGAGCGUUGUCGCACAAGGAGGACACGACGGUGAAGAACCAGCGGCAGAGGGCGCGGAAGUAUGCGGCAGAGCAGCUGGCGAUCCUGUCGAAGGAGCUCACGAAGCCGACGGGAGAGAUCCUAGAGGGGUACGAGAAGAUCCUCAAGAACCUGUCGCCCUUCGAGAAGGUUGUGGCAGAUCUGACAGUGAAGUCGCGGGAGCUUGCUGGGUACGGAUCUCUCCCUGACACCUUGAAAGGGCUGCAGGAGCUGAGAAAGGACACCAUGGAGGUCUGCAAGGCAGGGACCAAGGCUGCAAAGGAGGCGGUUUCUCGCAAGUUGACGCUGGAAGAGGUGGACGUAGCGAUUGCGAGCAUUGAGGAGCUGUGGGAGCGAGACGGCUGGGUCCUCGACCUCCUGCUCAACAUGGGCCAGGAGCUGAGGAGCGUCCCCAUGGUGGACCCCGAGCUUGACACCGUCGUUCUAGUCGGCUCUCCAAAUGUUGGCAAGAGCAGCAUCGUUCGCAGCAUCUCCACAGGAACGCCUGAAGUCAACAACUAUCCCUUCACCACCAGAGGCAUGACCCUCGGUCACAUUCUGGAUGACCUUGGCGAGCAGAUCUGUCAGCAGGUCAUGGACACGCCUGGUCUGCUCCCCCGCUCCGACCAGGAGAGAAACGAGAUGGAGAAGCUGACGCUCGCCUCCAUGGAGCAUCUCAACAGCGUCAUCAUCUUCGUGCUCGACCUCACUGGAGAGAGCGGGAUCAAGUCCUCCAUCUCUGAUCAGCUGAGCGUGAGGGAUGAGCUGAGAAUUCGCUUUCCGGAUCGCGAGUGGAUCGAUGUUGUCAGUAAGGCAGAUAUCCCC